Cydia amplana is the source of this 1096-nucleotide messenger RNA. RefSeq lists its product as uncharacterized. The transcript has 2 exons. The record is from RefSeq and is a predicted model, not a curated record. The coding region runs from base 176 to 775 and encodes 199 amino acids. NCBI's taxonomy places the organism in Eukaryota, Metazoa, Arthropoda, Insecta, Lepidoptera, Tortricidae.
UCCUGACCGUUCCCGCACUAUAUAUAAAAAGCUGGAUCGGGAACGCUUCAGUCGUUCAGGACAGCUCGAGCGGAGAGCAACGUGCCAAAUCUCAGCUUCCCGAGUGAAUCGUGUCAACAAAGUAUUACUCAAUUUUUUUGGCUGCAAAUCAGAAGUGAAGUUUAAGUGUUCCAAGAUGCUGGACAAGUCAGUGCUGGGUGCUAGUUGGGAGAGCGUGGUGUCGAGGGAUGACUACGAGGUCGACUACAGUCCGAGUCCUAGAGGGUCUCCGUUGAAGGACACAUCCAACCUGCAGGAGGAUCAGACGUACUGCAUCAGCCGUCACAACCCCAACCGCACCUUCCGUCGAGAAUCAGUCAUUGCCUCUUGGAAGAGUCUGAAGAAAGAGAGGGAGCAAGCUUUGGGAAAGAGGAUUGUUUACGUAGACGCAGAAAACUUCGAAGAUUACUACGGAAGGAACAAGGUUAAGCGUUGCAAGAGCGAGAGGACAGCGGUUAGGACGGACAGUGUCAUGAGAGCCCCAAAGAAAGUCAAAAGGACGUAUUCGGUCCUAUACAGAUACGAUCCUAAUGAAGAGAAAGUAGUCAAAGAGUACAAAUACCAACUGCCAAAGGAGCAAGAACCAGUAAUGCCGGUCAGUUCGGCGAUGCACAAGGCCUUUUCCGAACCUUUCCUAUGCCCCGACAGGACACCAAAGAAGAAAGUCAAACGUUCCUUCACCACCCUUCUGAACAUUAAAACGAAGUUCUUAAACAUAUUCACUUCGAAGAGUUAAAACUUCUCCUGUAGUUUUAAUUGGAAUAGUUGCUCAAUUCAAUGCAUUUUUAUUUAAAAUGUAAGAGUUCUCAGAGGAGUUGAAAUUGUGAUCGUUUAAUUUCUAGUCAAAGAUUGGCGUCAAAGGAAUGUAAUGAUAUUGUAAUAAUAAGAUUAUUGGAACAUUUUAAUGGCGGUCCAGAGGCUUUGUCGUGGACUAAUCCCUUUUAAUCCGGAGUUGAACCCUUUUGAGAGCCGUGGCGGGGACAAUGCUUUGCAACAUUUAAUGUUUUGAGCUCGUUCCCCUGGUCAGUUUCAAACCAAAUUUAAUUUAGUAUAAGAU